Messenger RNA from Eruca vesicaria subsp. sativa (arugula), 690 nucleotides. Lineage: Eukaryota; Viridiplantae; Streptophyta; Magnoliopsida; Brassicales; Brassicaceae. The record is from the annotation of a GenBank genome assembly.
CAAAGAUCAGAAGCGAUGGCGACCAAAACAGCUUCUGAAUCUGUGCAAUGCUUCGGAAGAAAGAAGACAGCAGUGGCUGUCACCCACUGCAAACGCGGAUGUGGUCUGAUCAAGCUCAACGGUUGCCCAAUCGAGCUAUUCCAACCCGAGAUCCUCCGAUUCAAGAUCUUCGAGCCGGUCCUUCUCCUCGGGAAACACCGUUUCGCAGGUGUGGACAUGAGGAUCCGUGUCAAGGGUGGUGGUCACACUUCUCAGGUCUACGCUAUUCGUCAGAGUAUCGCCAAGGCGCUUGUGGCUUUCUACCAGAAGUAUGUUGAUGAGCAGUCGAAGAAAGAGGUGAAGGAUAUCUUGAUAAGGUAUGAUAGGACUCUGCUUGUGGCGGAUCCGAGGAGGUGUGAGCCGAAGAAGUUUGGUGGUCGUGGUGCUCGUUCUCGUUUCCAGAAGAGUUACCGUUAAGAGUUUGGUUUUGUUUUGGUUUCGAAUCAUUUGCAAGGUUUGUUUUUUUUUUGGAGUAAUGAGUAUGAUGUUGUGAGACUUAUUUGGAUUAUGUUAAACGGUGUUUACAUUUUUGCUAUCAGAAAGUUUUUAUUAUUUGCUUGUUUAGUACUCGCUAUCUCUUGUCCUGAAGAUGUAUGUCAUUCUUAUAGUUGGAUCAGUGUUUACGUUAAUUACUUAUAAUCUGCGUUUGAG